Messenger RNA from Melampsora larici-populina 98AG31, 3045 nucleotides. RefSeq lists its product as uncharacterized. The transcript has 10 exons. The record is from RefSeq and is a predicted model, not a curated record. The coding region runs from base 1 to 3045 and encodes 1014 amino acids. NCBI's taxonomy places the organism in Eukaryota, Fungi, Basidiomycota, Pucciniomycetes, Pucciniales, Melampsoraceae.
AUGUCACCUUCAUCGACCAUGGUUGCAUCCUUGAUGAACAAAGCUUUCCCCUUUAUCCCAAUGGACAAACCGUAUUUGUCAAGCAGCCUGAAGAUCAAAUCACCAAUUUUCGCCAUAUCGGAUGGUCUCAUACCAUGCGAACCGAGCCAUCCGCUAAUGAGAAGUGGAUCAUACGACGCACCCCCGCCCACCAACCCCAAAAAGCUCGCUGAAACCGUAGAUAAGCCAUGCUCUAUAUCUGGAUGCGAUGGAUAUCAGGUACACAUUGAAUGUCACGCCCGAUGUCGAGUCGAUACAGAAGUUGAUCCGGACGACCCUGAGUCUACUGCUACUUGGUCUAUCUUGCGCCAUCAAGGCAUUCACCAACAUGCAUGGCCAGACUCGAAGAAAGCGGACCCUCUGUCCAAAGAUAAGCUAAAAGAACGAAUUCUUCGUGAGCCCAAGAAAGGACCUUUGGCUUUAAAGGUGGGCCAUGCACACACUGGGACAGAACCCAUCGACAAUGGUUUGAUGAACGAUAAGAAGGACCCAGAAGGGGGGGAUAAAUGGCUUUUAUCUAUUAUACAUUGGGCAAGGCAGGGCAUGCGGAUAGUGUCAGUUUCCCUCAUGCCCGAAGACACUCACUUGUCUUUGCAGACCGAGUGGAUGGCAGAGGUUCUGGUUUAUCAAGAUAAAAAGAAACCAGAACCUUACACUGGGGGCCUUCUCUCCGACGUGACCUAUCGAUUUUUCGAAAACGGCUACCUAUUGACGACAUCGAUGUACAACGACAGAAUCGAAAGAUGGGUUCCUGUCCUGCUUACUUGGCUCCACGAACUUAGCAGCAGUCACUACAAGUCCCAUUUUAUCACAUUAUUACGACAAAUUCAACGAUCUUCACUAUCUGAGAAAGACAAGGGACUUUUAUGUGAACAAGUAGUCGACUUUUCACAAGCUCAAAAAGUGGGCUUCAUAGACGCUUAUAUGGAAGUCUUCAACGUCUACGAUCGCAAUAUUGCGCUGUCUAAGCUACACGGUUGCGAGCAACAUUUUGCUCAGUCAAUAACUCGGAUGAAGAAGAAUAGCUCGAUAGUCAAGCCACAUUUACAGGGACUUUGGGUAUCUAAAUGUAAAGCAUUGCUUUUACCAGAUGAACCUGGUAAAGACCUCGACUCAAGAUUUGAUGAGUUGAGCCGGCUUUUUCCAAAUGCGAAGAGAUGGAUUCACUGGUGGUCACCGGCCGACACUCAAGCUAUGCUUUUCCCCGCUCGGAAACGUAUGGAACUCGAUGAUCCUCCCUUGGAUGGAGAAGAAGAUGAUGCGAAGGACUCUCAAUCUAAAGGAAAGCGUGGCAAGAAGAGGAAACCCCGACGUAGAGAUGAUCUACCAGCGACUACGAACGCGCAGGAGUCAAUGCACCGCGUAUAUUAUAUGCUCUGUGAGGGAAAAUGUGGAUUCAUUGAAGGUAUGGUUCAGUUGUUAGCCUUGUCUCAAAGUCUUGAGCGAGAUUAUCGGGCGGGGAGAAAGGGUGUUUCAAUUGCUUACGGCACGUCUAACAAAAAUUGGGAAGAUGUCGUUGAAACGAUGGGUAUGGCCAGACCAACCAAACGCAAAUACCAACCCAACGACGGGCGUGCACCCGAUACGACAGAGGAACUCCUUGACGAUGCUAAAACUGGUUCGAAAAGAAGAAAAGUCAGUAAACCCCAUCAAGGACCUGGUCGACCAAAGGGAUCUCAAAAUAUCAUUCGACAUUCAUUAACAACUUAUCAGUCUUAUACGAAAGGUGUUACUAAAGGUACCACAAACCGAUGCUGGCAAUCGUCAACUCUUGAAUGCCUUUAUGCUAUGUUUGGCCCUUUAUGGGGUCAAUUUUCAACAGUCAACGGUUCCAACUUAUUUGCGGUAUUAAUGCGACAUUUCACCAAGCGUUGCGACGCGGAACUCAAUCAACAAAGUAUCAGAUAUGUCCUAUCACGAGGUCAGACUCUUUUGCAUCAAGCAAUCCUAGAGAUGGACGAUUUUGCCAAAGCAGCAUUCAAAUUAGAUCAACAUGCCUCUGCUGACGGGUUUAUGCACCGGCUAUUCCAGGAUCACACACCCUCCAGACCAUCCCUUGCUCCUCUCUUUUCGAUUCCAGUUAUCAAGAGGGAAGUAUGUAGUCAUGACAAUGAACAUCUUGCGAGAGUCACUAACGAUUCUAGGACGGCUCUACAUGUACCCACCUCAUUGUUUAGAGAUGCUGCACUUGGAUAUGAAGACACCGCCCUAUUGUUAGCCAGAUGGUCCACCGACGGUCUCCUUUAUCAAACCGGCCGUAUUUGUCACCAAUGUCAUCCAAUAGACGGGCCACAACCCAAACCAGGCGAGGAGGUUGGUAUGAUGUAUAAGUAUAUCAAACUGGAUCUCACAGACGCUACAGUGGCGCCUCUCCACUUAUAUUUUCAUUUAGAUGGAGUUGUAGAAUUAGAUGCGGCAGAGCGUAGCAAUUUCAUGGAUCAUACCGAUUGGCCAGCAAAAUUUUCAAUUGGCGAAGUGGAAUAUCACAUAGUUACCCGGGGAUUUUGGGCAGGUGCACAUUAUUGGUGUAAAGUGGCGCGUUCAGUAGAGGGUAUAAUGGGAGUUUGGCUUUAUGACGAGCUCAGAAAUGGUGGUUUUGCACAACUAAUCGAGCGAGAUGUGACGCUCUUGGCUGGGUGCAACCAUCACACCUCCUGGGAAAUGCCAUUUGGUGGUGGCCUGCCUGCUCUCAAAGAAAAGGAAAGUGAUACUGAAGAUAUUCAAUCUCCAAAUGGUCUUGAGGUAUCGGAUUCUGAAAUUGUUGGCAACCAAGGUAAUCCUCCCAUCAAGAUUAAAUUUAAGAUACCGAUGUCACCAAGUAAAGAUGUUACAACUGUUAAACCUGGAAAGUCAAACAAACGCAAAGCUGCUACCGAGAAACAGAAGGCUGCUGAUGAUGAGAUCACGCUUAAACCUUCCGCUGAAGAAAAGCGCAAGUGUGCAGCCGAAAAACGCAAGGCAGCAGCAGCAAAACGUGCAACAUCAAAGAAGGCUAAGGGUAAAUAG